AUGAAAUUUGUGAUUUAGUGUUUAAUUUAGUUUACUGUUUUCGUAUAUUUCGGCUACUUCUGUACUUACUGUUGAUCAUAAUUAGAUGUUAAAAUAAACUUGCGGAUUAUGCCUGGAACAAACACAAUGGAAAAUAUUAGAAUUGAAUCCACCAAUAUGAAUAUGGAUUCAAACCAGGGAUGGGUAACACCAGAGCCGUCUGCCAAAUCAAGGAAUCAAAAUACAGAAACAGAGGAUUGCAAUGGAUAUAAUGAGCAUUCAUCUAAAACUUCUAGAAAGUCACAUUCAAUACCAAUUGUACAAGUGGCAUCAAAUAUUCAUUUUAUAGAUCCAAAAAAUGAGCAAGAUCCUGAUUUUCAUAAACAUAACAGAGGGAGAGCAUUAUCAACACCAGAAAUAUCUCAACAUAAACAUGAUUCAUUAUAUGUUAUGAGUAAUAUCGAGUCAGAUUCUCCAUCACCAAGGAAAAAAUCAUCAUUAUCUGAGGACAAUCAUAGAGAUAGUAAUCGAUCAUCACACGAAAAGCACAGACAAAAGCGAAACUCCAGAACCUUAUCACAACCAUUAUUGAAUUCAAAAAGUUCACCUAAUUUUCAAGAUAUGUUGAAACAAUCAAAUAAUGCAGUUGACAGAUUAGUAUCAGUAGAAGAACAAGAUAAUGAAUCGUCACUACUGAACGGAGUUCGAUAUUCCAACCUUCCACCAAUGUGGGAGAAUAAAAGAAGUCAUCUGAGAAAAACAAAGAGCAGUUUGAAUCUAAAUACUCAACCUCUUCAUCAACAUCAAUCUCGAACAUCAACUCCUGGUGAAAUGAGAAGAAGCACUCUGUUGUUUGACUUAGAACAAAUAAGCCCUUUCGGAAGUCGUGCCAAUACUCCAAGACUUUCGUCUCGUCAAAGCACAAGAAGUCGAAUCCUGGAUCCAAUUCCUCAUAAACCGACAGUAUUAAAUAACAAUGGAGAAGAAAUAUCUGACAGAAUAUCUCCUCCACUCUAUUCAUCCGGUGUUCCAGUGAGUAUGGGUCAUCCAGGAACCCCACAGCUUGAACCACUGAGACAUCGUACUUCCACGCCCCAAAUUAUAAUUGAAGAUGAAGGCUUACUGCAAUUUAUGCCGAAGAGAAGACAAUCUCUUGAUCCAAUCGCAAGCACAUGUAAACGACCACCAUCAAGAAAUGGUUUAAUGCCAGAAAUGGAUGAAAGCAUUUCUGAAAAUAUGGUUGAUCAAGACCAAGACAUAGAAAGAGAAAAUGCAGAAAUUUUUGGACCUGCUAAGGCUGACAUACUAUUAAAUCUAAGAUAUUCUCCAUCUGGGACAUCACCUCCAGCUUACACAUUCUCUUCAAAACCUCAAAAUAAUUAUGUUGGUUUACAUGAUCACGAUCAGUUGAAAACGUCCAAAACUAUGAAAAAAAGAAGGCCAGGUACAGGGCUCAUUAGUCCUGCUUUAAGAGCUGAAACGGCUUUUUCCCAGCAUAAAAUACAGAAAACAACAAUUCAAAAAGAUACUGAUGUCAGUGACGCCAAUGGGAUUCAGGACACUGAAGUCAAACGCCUCACAAAUCAUAUGGAAAUGUCACACCGAAACAAUAAUUCCAACUGUAAUAACAAAAGCAUUUGUGGUAGUUCAACAGAACCCAUUAAAGAAGAAAUGCAGAAGACAAUCUCAAAUUCCAAUAUUGUAGAUGAAUGUGCCAUUUCCCAGAGUCAUAAAGGUUAUAGUAUUGACAUAAAGCAACCAAUCUCCUUUGUAAGUCUCGAAGAACUCGAAGCAGCAUCUCCGAUAUUUGCUGAGUCAAUAACAAGGGACGACGAAUCACAAAAAGUAAAUACUGGUGAAGUAGAAAUCUCGACGAAUGUUUUUUCAAACGGUAACUCCAAUAACAUGGAAUAUUUGACUAAUAAAGACGAGGGUACUUUUUCACUGCAGGUUUCUGAUAAAAUAUCAAGUGUGGACAAACAAAUAAACCCAUUUGAGAGGCAAACCUCAGUUAAAUUAGUUGUUUCAGAGCAAGACAGUGCAGUGUCAAUUACUUUAACACCACCUGAAGAACAUAUAUCUCAGGUAGAAGUGAAGCAAUCUAAUUCUGUUGCAAAAAAGACAUCGUUAUCAUCUAGAGCUGCUGAAGCAACAAACAGAUUAUACGAACCUCCAAAGAAAGUGUUAUCAAAAGUAUCGAACAUAUUAAAUAAAAAUCAAAUGAGACCCGGAAGAAGUAAAAGCAAAAGUCAGAUAUUGAGUAACGAUCGUGAUAGAUCUAUGAGCUCAGAUAAAUCAAAAACACAACAAAAAGCAAAACCAAAGAAAGUAACAAACACUAUGGGAUCAAGACCAUCAAACUUGAAACCAAAGAAAGCAAGAAGUACAAUACCAGAUAAAUCGAAGCAGAAGCCUACCGCGAGCAAACAAGCAGAGCAAAAAUCCAAUGGAAACAAAAAUGAAAACGAACGGUCAGCACGGAUAGCUAAAGGCCUCGAGUAUGAAAAACGAACAGAAAAGACGUUACGUCGUAUAGAGGAGCGUUUAAACUCACCCGCUGUGAAAUCAAAACGUGAUAAUGACCACAGCUCUCAGAGGAGUACAAUGGCUAGUACACCGGUGAUUGUGGAGGCGUAUCCUAAGUGUGACGAGGAUGAGGAAAACUUACUAGAUAAAGUGAGAGUAACUGUUCCAAAUGUGUCAUACCCACGGCGGAUAAAAUCAGCAUCAGCUAGAAAGCCGAAGACCCAGUCAGCCAAUAAAAAGCGAAGAGAUUGUAAAACCCCGACUGGUGAUAAUGAAAUUUGUGUGACAAAUCCACAAAACAGCGAUAAAAUUGUACGGGCAACCUCUGCAGGACUUGUUAUAGAAAAAGGCUUGAGGCAAUCUGGUAGACCAAAGAAGGGUAGAAAAGGAAAAUACAUUCCGGAAUUUGAACCUGAAAAUGAAUUACCAGCAGAUUUCGAUCCUUUGAAACAUGCUAUUCUGUCAGGACCAGAUUGGCAUGUUGUUGCAGCAAAAAAUUAUGAAAAUAAAUCAGAAAUGGGUACAGAACUAGUUUUAGAAGAAAAUCAUGGUGCAGGUGACACGUCAUCCACUAUCAAUGACAAAUUAACCCUUUUCACACAAGGUGAAAUUUCUAAUGAAAAUUACACUGCACCAUUAAGUCCAAUACAAGAAGUUUGCAGCAGUGGGCAAAGCUCUCUUAGAACAAACUCUUCAACUCUUUUCCGUAACGAUGAAAAUACAACUAAUAUCGAUAAAUCACGUCGGGAGAUAUCAAACACAGAUCAAAUCGCUUCUGAGAAAUCAAUAGAAGAUAAGUUGAAAGACACUUUACACAUAAAUGCUAUUGAUAUUGAAAACCCAACACAAAACAAAAAUUUGCAAGAUGAUAUUAACCCUUUCACUAAGAAAGCAGACGAAUCGAACAAUGUUAAAUUAAUUACAAAUGCCAUGGUCAGAAAUUGUUCAUCACCAAAUGAGUAUGGUAUAGAGGAGAUACCACUGCCUGAUAAUCCUUCCAUAAAACAUUCACCUUCCAAUCAAAUUGACUGCUUUAAAGACAUUGAAACGAAAAACUUGUUGGACGAUCCUCAGUUUAUUGCAAUAAAAAACGUUGAUGGUUCUGAUGUCAUUAUAAAAGAUGAAAAAUUGGUAUUUUCGUUUUCACAUUCUGGAGAAAAAUCGAAGCAAUCACUCGGUGAUACUGAUGAAGUGUUUCUUCCUGUUGUGGAAUCUGCUGAUACAGAUUCAAUUCUGAAUGAAAGUCGGUCACCUUCUGAUGAUAAAGGUGAAAGAAAUAAUGAAAGUGAAGAAGAUAAUGAUGAAACAGAUGAAGAUGAACUUGACGUCGCAGCAAAAUUGCAGAAAAUAAUGCGAUCCAUGCGACAAAGAUCUGAACUUGAUGCUCAUACAUUAAUGAAUUAUAGAAAAUCAAAUGACGAAAAUGAUUAUGAAGAAAACAGUGACGCAUCUUCAGAAAAUGACACAGAUAUAGGAACUCUAACAGAGAAAGAACUUGAAACAAAAUAUUGGAAAGAAUAUUAUAAAACACCUGUGCUAGAACCAGGAGUAUUAUCAUUGCUAUUCGGUGAAGACAAUUCCCAAUCACAGUCUGUUACUGAUCAAAUCUCGAGAGAUUCAGUUCCGCUGAAAAAAGUUAAUUUUCCGAAUCAAGUUGAAGAUUUCCUCGGGAAAAGUGAGGGAUUUAAGCUAGAUAGCAGUACAAUAGAUCAUUACAGCAAAAAUGAAAAUUUUAAAUCUAGUGACGGAAAUGAAGAAAUGCCAGAAAAUUAUGAUUUUGUUCCAUUUGAGCGAUUCCCCAGUUGUGUAACUAAUUCUUCCGAAAACACUCUUAUUGGAGAUAUUCCCUUCCAAAAUAUAGAUGAAAAACAUGAUAUGAACGCCAAUGAAAUAUUUCAAUCUGUGGAUGAUAUGGACAAUUUCUCAUCUCUUCAAAAUAAUGAUUCUGAUGAUGAAGAAAUUAUGCUGGAACUUGAAAAAACAUUGCAAGCGCCAUCAGAUUCAGAGAAUACAGUUGAAGAUAACGAAAAUAAAUUUGAUGAUGAAGAUUCUAGACCAAAUUCCGCUGGAUCGUUCAAAGGUCUUAAAUUAACUCAACAAACUUUACGACAACACAAUAAAGAACAAGAGAAAGUUUCAGAACAAGAAGAAAAUAAUCAAUCAUCUUCCAUGUAUCAUAUUCAAAAGUAUAAAGUAUCAGAUAGGCUCAAUAUGCAAUCAAGAGCAUCUGCUUUCACAAAAACAACAGAAUAUAGUCAGAAUUCUGACAGCACAAUGAAAGCUGAGCUUGAUACUGCUGCAUGUUUGGGAUGGAGAAAAGGAAAAGAGCUUGGACAUGGAUCAUAUGGAACAGUGUAUGAAGGUCUUACAAGAGAUGGACAGUUGAUUGCAGUAAAGCAGGUUGAAUUACCUGUACAUGAUCGUCAAACUGCAGAGAAAGAGUUCAAACAAAUACAACUUGAAGUUGAUUUACUUAGAGCAUUAAGACAUGAAAAUAUUGUCAGCUUACUUGGAACAUCCUUGGAAGGAAAUAUGGUCCUGAUUUUCAUGGAACAUAUAGCUGGUGGAUCAAUAUCAUCAAUUCUGCAGCAAUAUGGUCCUUUGAAAGAAAGAAUCUUCAGAAAAUACACCAAACAGAUUUUAAACGGUGUUGAGUAUUUACAUGAAUCGUCUGUUGUUCACAGAGAUAUAAAGGGCAGUAACGUGAUGUUGAUGACAUCAGGAAUAAUCAAACUCAUUGAUUUUGGAUGUGCAAAGCGUUUGAAAGAGAAUUCAUUUAAAAGAGAAUCAGAGAAUAGCGAUGAUGGAAGAUUAUUAAAAUCAUUACGUGGUACACCAUAUUGGAUGGCACCAGAAGUUAUAACUUCUGAAGGGCACGGACCAAAAAGCGAUAUUUGGAGCAUCGGAUGUACUGUUUUUGAAAUGGCAACAAAAAAGCCUCCUCUUCGAGACAAGGAGCCUUAUCAAGCAAUGUAUUACAUUGGUGAUGGUAACAAAAUGCCGGAAUUGCCAAGACCACAAUUUUCAAGAUCAGCAGUUGACUUUGUUAGAAAAUGUUUGAUAAGGAAACCUGAUGACAGACCGACAGCAAAUGAACUCCUUAAUCACAGGUUUAUUUUGCAUAAAAAGAAAAGAAAGCCAGACAAGAAGGAAGAUGUGGAUUAAGUCACAUUGUUUUAAAAAACAUUAGUUGCGCAUAUCAAAAAUGUUUAAAAAGCCUCUGCCAAUCAGGAAAGACCAUUACUAUUUAACUGUGAAUUUCACAUCUAAUAUAUGCAAAUUUGCAACCACAGUAUCUUUUCUUCCAGUGAUAAAGUGCCAAAGAACACGAUUUCAACCAUGUUAAACAAAAUAUUGGAUUUUUUUAUACUGUUAGGUCCAAUUGUUGCUUCCAUUUUUUAAAAUAUUUUGUGCGUUUUCUGUAUAUCCCAAUUUUUAUACAAUUUUGUUAGAAAUUUCUCACAUCUUUAGAAAAUGAUAUUCCAUAAAGUGGCUUGGCAUACGAAUACUUCUAGACAGAAUAACUUGUUCCAUAUCAGUAAAAAAACCAAUGGUUACGUAAAACAUCUUACAAAAUGGUAAGAUUGUCUUUUACUAUAUAAUCAUGGGGAUUGAUUGUAUAUUUGUAUCUAUAUGAUCUGUGCAUUUUCUACUACUUCUUCCAUUUAUAUUGAAUUCAACUUUUUCCUUACUUCAAAUCAAAAUGAAAUCAGCCAACGUGUACAAUGUUAAAUUAUUUUACAAUGCUUUCAGAUUAAAACGAAUCAAAUGUCAGUCCCGAACCUCAACUAUCGUUGUUCAUCUAUGUUUAUUUGUAAAUGUGUUUUUAUUAAAACUUUUUCAACAAACCUGCUGGCAGGUUCUAAAUAAUGAUUUUUUUAUAACAAUGAUUUACCUAGUUAGUUUUAAACUUGCCUCUUCUUCACUAUGAUAUCUUUUCUAUGAAAUUCAUUCAGUGAUUAAAUUAAGUUCUUUCACGAUACUGUGACUGUUCCAUUUUCUGUACAUUGGAAAUAAGAUUUUAUAUUUUAAGUAUCAUUUAUGAUAAUAAAAACAUCACUGA
Molecule: messenger RNA, 6568 nt
Organism: Styela clava
Lineage: Eukaryota; Metazoa; Chordata; Ascidiacea; Stolidobranchia; Styelidae
Biological process (GO): protein phosphorylation
Molecular function (GO): protein kinase activity; ATP binding
Source: RefSeq, a predicted model, not a curated record